Cotesia congregata is the source of this 1548-nucleotide messenger RNA. NCBI's taxonomy places the organism in Eukaryota, Metazoa, Arthropoda, Insecta, Hymenoptera, Braconidae. The record is from the annotation of a GenBank genome assembly.
AUGGCGGAUGAUAACGAGGACCAGUGGCUUUACGGAGAUUCAAAUGAUGGAAAAGAUAAUUUUUCCAAGGAAGAAUCGCUUGAAAAUAAUAAGGAAUCAACAUCAAAUUUAAAUCAAGAUGAGUUGAAAAAUAUUGAAGAGGGUAACGCGGAAAAUAACCCCGAAGAGUCUACUGAGCAAUUAGAAGCAUCAGCACCGGAAGAACAUACGUCACAGGAGCCUAAUGAAGAUGAGGAACAGGAGGUCGAUGAAAAUGGCACAAAAGAACCGAGCCAAGAAGACCCUGAUGCUCCAAGUGAUUCCGAUUCAGAUGAUGACGUUCAUGUUGUCAUCGGUGAUAUUAAAUCGGCGCCAGCAUACAAUAAUAUAAAUAUUAAACGCAGCGGGCUUUUAACAAACGCCUCCGGAAUACCAGAUAAAUUAAACAAACAACCUGGUAAAUUUAGCAUCGAUGAAUUUGAAACGAUUGGUGUUAUAAAUGGGAUCCAGGCGCAUGAAUUUAAUCUUGAUCAACUGGAGGAUAAGCCGUGGCGACAACCUGGUGCUGAUAUCACGGAUUACUUUAAUUAUGGUUUUAAUGAAGAAACUUGGCGCGCUUAUUGCGAACGUCAGAAAAGAAUGAGAAGUGAAUCUGGAGUCGGACUUGUUUUGAACGCUGGCUCUGGAGGACCAAAUUUAAUAAAUACAAGAGUAUCACAAGUCGCUAUUACUAACGACAACAGCAAAUACUCUGGUAUAGCAGGACCUAAGAGAGCUGGACCACCGCCUGGAAGAAAAAUGGCUGGAUCUAUUGAUGUGAUUGGUAGUUCUGGAUUGGCGUCACGCAGAAAUCUCGAUAAAUCACCACCUAAGGAAAAUGUUAUUCAAGUUAUGACUGCUGACCGACGAGAAUAUUCCAGAAAGCCAGGAUUUCCUGACAUGAGUGUACCGCCACCGGGUCCUGGAAUGGUACCACCUCCUUUUGAUUUACCUCCACCUCCUGCUCCUUAUCAGGAACCUCCACCUUUUUAUAUGCCAGAACCUGAUCCUUAUUUCCAGAGCUAUGAGCCAACACAAGACAGUCAAUGGGGAAAUGAUCCCACUUGGCAACCAACAAAUUUAACCAUUCCAUUAACAGCAUCUGAUGAAAGCAAAGAUAUAGGUCCUAAAUCAAUUCCAACAAUGGUACCACCUCUGGUGAUUCCUCCAUUGAUCGCUUCUGGUCCACCAGGGCGUGAUCCUACCGCGAGAGGUGAUAAUUCGCGCGGUGAAGGGGAAGUUGAUUCAAUGGGCAGAGAAAGAGAUCGAGAACGUGAACGCGACCGUGACCGUGAACGUUCAGAACGUGAUAAAGACUCAUCAGUUAGAGAACGUGAGCGAGAUUCAGUGACGCGGGAUGAAGAUAAAGAACGUGAUCGUUCGAGGUCACAAUAUCGUCAUAAAGAGAGACACAGACAUCGAUCACGAUCACGCUCCAGACGGCAUAAAUCUAGAUCUCGUAGUCCAAGUCGUCGUAAGAAGAAGUCACGACGUACUGAUCGUGAACGGUCCAAAGAAGAAAGUGAAUAA